Messenger RNA from Sceloporus undulatus (fence lizard), 2508 nucleotides. It is a transcript of the gene SRSF7, whose product is annotated as serine and arginine rich splicing factor 7. The transcript is spliced from 9 exons. Gene Ontology annotation, cellular component: nuclear speck. Gene Ontology annotation, molecular function: RNA binding; zinc ion binding. The record is from RefSeq and is a predicted model, not a curated record. Lineage: Eukaryota; Metazoa; Chordata; Lepidosauria; Squamata; Phrynosomatidae. Bases 86 to 835 code for a protein of 249 amino acids. Gene Ontology annotation, biological process: mRNA splicing, via spliceosome.
GCGGCAACGGCGGAAACCUAUAUAAGGCCCCGGAACCCCGCAUGCGCGCGGCAGACGGUUGGCUAGUUCCCUCGGAGAGGAGAAGAUGUCGCGCUACGGCCGAUACGGAGGCGAAACCAAAGUGUAUGUUGGGAAUUUAGGAACAGGUGCUGGCAAAGGAGAGCUUGAGAGAGCCUUUAGCUACUAUGGGCCGUUACGAACAGUGUGGAUUGCACGAAACCCUCCAGGAUUUGCGUUUGUUGAGUUUGAAGACCCGAGAGAUGCUGAAGAUGCAGUUCGUGGCCUAGAUGGAAAGGUGAUCUGUGGCUCCAGGGUUAGAGUGGAGUUGUCAACUGGUAUGCCUCGCCGAUCUCGCUAUGAUAGACCUCCAGCACGGCGGCCAUUUGAUCCUAAUGAUAGGUGUUAUGAAUGUGGCGAGAAAGGUCAUUAUGCUUAUGAUUGUCAUCGCUAUAGCCGUCGGCGGAGAAGCAGGUCACGGUCUCGUUCUCAUUCAAGGUCCAGAGGAAGGAGAUACUCUCGCUCACGCAGCCGAAGUCGUGGCAGGAGAUCCAGGUCUAUCUCUGCUCGCAGAUCUAGAUCGCUUUCUCCGCGUAGAUCCAGGUCUAUCUCGCCACGCAGAUCUCGUUCGGGUUCUUUAAAGAGAUCAAGGUCUCGAUCCAGAUCAAGGUCUAGGUCCAGAUCCAUUUCACGACCCAGAAGCAGCCGUUCCAAAUCAAGAUCAGCAUCUCUAAAGAGAAGUUUUGAUAUGAGCCAUUUAUAUCCAUUCUCCAUUAACUCAGGUCGUUCACCAUCAGGAAGCCCUCGAAGGAGUGUGAGUCCUGAAAGAUUGGAUUAGAAUGACAACAUGUUUGGAAGAGUUUUGUUUACGUUAUUCUAAGGGAUUUCUUUGUUGUUAUUGAAAAAUGUAAGCAUUUAGUUGAUCAAACCCCUUUUCUAGGACUAAUGCAGCAAGGAUCUGGAUCUUCUAGUAAUAUCUGUAAAGGCUGCUCCAGUAGACUAGUGCACAAUUUCUUAUAUGUAAUAACAACUUGUGAUCUGAAAACUGGGUCUUUUUAUGGGCACAUGAAAUAAAAUGUGUAUUUCUAACUUUUGCUGUAAUGCUAUUUGCUUCUGUUAAUAUUUCAAGUGCAUGUUAAAAGCAAGUUACAAACAGCUACAUUAGUGUUGUACCUGAAUACCGUGCAAGGUUGUUGACUUAAAAUAAUUGUGGCUGUCAGUACCCUCUCUGCAUCAAGCUUAAACAUGAUUUACUUAAUUUGGUGCUUCAGGCUGCCUGAAGUUAGUUAUUUUCAUGUGCAAGGGGGGUGUUCCAGGAAGCUGCUUGUCUGUCUGGUUCUUUAAUAGUUUGUACCUGUGUCCAAGUUCCACUGUUAGCUUCAAAAGUCAAGUGUGCUUGUCAAAGAGGUUGCUCUUUAGCCACUACAGGCACAAUUUUGUAACUGAAGCAAGGUACCCUUAAGAUAAUAGCAGAUGGUGAUUUUACUUGGCUCUUAUAGAGCAGUAAAAUAGCGCUUAGGCUUUUCCUCCCUGGGAGAUAGAAAAAUAACAGACAAAUCAAAACCCUGUCUUUGAAGCUGAGAGAGGAGAUUUUAGUUUAGAACUAGUCUUUGGUCUAUUAAUAACUUAAUUUCAAGUAAAAAGAAUGUGCAGUGUGCGGAGGCCUGUUAAUUUUAACCUUGGGCUAAAAUUGUUUUUGAGCGAUUUCCUUGCCUAUAGCUGAAAACAAUGGCAUUUUUUGUUAAUGAUUUUUAAAGAAUUUUAGAAAAAGUAGUAUACUUAGGACCAAAACAGACUGCAGAAAUAAUUCAUUUUGAGACCACUUUAACUGACCUGGCUCAGUAUUAGGGAAUUUUGGGAACUGUAGUCGGUUGUUGCACCAGAGCUCUCUUAACAGAGAAGACUCAAUGCCUCACAAAACUACUGUUCCUAGAAUUCCCUAGCAUUGAGCCAGGGCAGUUAAAGUGGUCUCAAGACAUAUUAUUUCUGCAGUCUGUUUUGGCCCUUAGUUGUCAGUGGUACAUCCUAUACACCGUACAAACCAUAUGCCCACGCAGGUGUAAUUCUUCUCAUUGUGACUUCUAAAAAGGGUGUGGUUUUUUAAAUAGGUAAUGGUCAACAAUUUUUAUUGCCUGGGCUUGGCAUAAUAGUGAAUGUGCAGAAUGUAUUCUUUUGAGAGUGGGAAGACGUUGAAAGCCAAAUUCAAGCAGUUGCCUUUAUCAAACAUGUCUCAUCUGGAAAUCCCAGCUAAUGAUCUGCUGUCAACAAUGUAGAAGCUAGCUUUUAAUCAAAAUGUAACACUCACCAGGUCUUUACAGAAUUAGAUCUUGCUAUCUGCAUCAGAAUGGAUAAAUAGACUUCAGUGGGAAAAAGGCUGAAAACAGUCAUUUUAGUAUCCCUGUUAGUCAGAUAACAGUUCUUGCUUUAAACUGUCUUGAUAUGGAUAUAUUUAUGAUAUUCAAUGAAUAUGCUGUUCCUGAUUAAUAAAAAUGCUUUCCAUCUUUUAAUCAA